Messenger RNA from Hemibagrus wyckioides, 703 nucleotides. RefSeq names its product C-C motif chemokine 4 homolog. Bases 1 to 282 code for a protein of 93 amino acids. Gene Ontology annotation, molecular function: CCR chemokine receptor binding; chemokine activity. The record is from RefSeq and is a predicted model, not a curated record. NCBI's taxonomy places the organism in Eukaryota, Metazoa, Chordata, Actinopteri, Siluriformes, Bagridae. Gene Ontology annotation, cellular component: extracellular region. Gene Ontology annotation, biological process: monocyte chemotaxis; neutrophil chemotaxis; cellular response to tumor necrosis factor. The transcript is spliced from 3 exons.
AUGAUCUCUCGUUCUCUCCUGCUGGUUCUGCUGGUUCUCACCUGCCUUCAGUCCUUCACAACAGCCCAGAAUGCCAAAGGACCAGAUCAGUGCUGUUUCGGAUUUCAGAAUAAAUCAAUCCCUGUAAGAGUCAUUGCAUCGUAUAGAGUAACAGAUCUUCAGUGUACAAAACAUGGAGUCAUCUUUACCCUGAAGAACGGUGGUCAGCGGUGUGGAGAUCCCAGUGUCGAGUGGGUGAAGGAUCACAUGAACAAAAUUAACCAGCAUCUGUUUAACAACUAGAUCAAUUCUACAGAGAGUGUUUAAAUCCUCUCUCCAUUAAUAAGGAAUGAAUAUUUCUUUUACAAAGUGUACUUUUUACAUAGUCAGCUUUUUGCUAUAAAUCUAAACAAACUCUGACUUAAUCUUUGCAUAUUAAUUAAAUCUUAAAAUUUUAAUAUGUGUAAUAUAUUCACAUAUGAGUGAUCAGUGUGUUUGUUUCAUUCUGUGGAUUUUUUUCACCCAUGUUUGAAUUCCUGUUCUGCUGCAAAAUUGUGUUGAAAUUGUUUCUAUCUUCCCGCAUAUUUGCAUCAAUGUUUGUAUUCUUCCUCUCUUACUAGUGGUUUGAAUUGUCACAAAAUAGUAGAAGGCUGAAGGUCAAUAAAUAAUCACUGUAUUAUGAGACGUGUUUCUGGUUCAUGCAGAAGUUCACAUCAUCAACAUU